AUGUGCGAUGCCGCCGCCACCCCGUGGGCUUCCAAAAACGCGACGGCCUCGGCGCGACCGAGUCUCCAGUGCGCUCCGGAGGGCGACAUGGACCGGCAGCGCGCUGAAGUCGACGCUCCUGGCAAAGAUGGCGUUGAAAAACACGACAACGCCGGCGCUGUUGAGGCCCGUCUUGGCGACGAUGCCGGCCUCGGUGACGGUGCCGAUGGCGGGCUUGGACGCGCCCGACGGCCGUAUGUGGAGGAUGACCAGUCUCUCUUUUUGAGCGUCCAUCCACUGCUGCGUGGUUAA
Messenger RNA from Metarhizium acridum CQMa 102, 291 nucleotides. RefSeq lists its product as uncharacterized. The record is from RefSeq and is a predicted model, not a curated record. NCBI's taxonomy places the organism in Eukaryota, Fungi, Ascomycota, Sordariomycetes, Hypocreales, Clavicipitaceae.